This is a messenger RNA of Lichtheimia ornata, 2625 nucleotides long. RefSeq lists its product as uncharacterized. The transcript is spliced from 7 exons. The record is from RefSeq and is a predicted model, not a curated record. The coding region runs from base 1 to 2625 and encodes 874 amino acids. Lineage: Eukaryota; Fungi; Mucoromycota; Mucoromycetes; Mucorales; Lichtheimiaceae. Gene Ontology annotation, molecular function: GTP binding.
AUGGCAGACGAUAAGAGCACCAGCAACAGCAGCAAAAGUAGCAGCAAUCGCCAAACAGUACAACCUUCUGAAUUAGCAAAGGCAUUUGCACCACGCAUUGAAGUUGCAUCGCUCGCCAUUAGAGCCACAGCUCAAACGUCCCUUUUUCCAGACCUUGUGUCAUCCUCGCCCUAUCAUUUAACUCCACUGGAUUAUCGACGACGGCCCUCAUCGGCUGGUGCCGGUUUACCAACUACUACAACAUCCAAUGCCACAGCUCGUCCUUCGUUUUCAUCACCUUCUCUUCAUGUCGGUGAUAUCUCUUCACCUUUCACUACAUCACCAUCAACACCACAACCACAACCACCCCAUUCAACCACUGGAUCCGGUAAACGAGUCACCUUCAGCAGCGACAUUGACACUAUUGAAAUAUGUGGAGAUGAAGAAAACGAAGACGACAACUUGAUGGAAUCAACAGACUCUGAUCUAGAGACACAAGAUGACAGUGAUGAGGUUUUCAGUGCAGGAGAUGAUGAUGAUGAUGAUGACGAUGACGAUAUUUUACUUGAAGAACAAGAUGAUUCAAUGGAAGAGGAUAUGGAUAUGGAUAUGGAUGAUGACAAAGAUGACGAUGAUGAUAAAGAUACCUUGGAUCAUCAAGCACCACCCGAUACAUCCACAGCUGCUUCAUCUUUGACAACGCCAUCUUCCACUACAGACCCACCUUCAACACCAUCACCACCACCACCGCCACAACAACAACCAACAGCAACAUCACAAGAAGACCCCGCUACUCAUGCCGCUACUGCUGCUGUUCUCCGACUUGAUCCUUCCAAAAUUAUCACUGAAUCACGUAAACCACAGCACAAAGGUUAUCGCAUAUUGGGAGAUGAAGUAUUGACUGAAUUGGUCAAACGCAACAAUCGAUCACCUCAACAACGAUGGGAUAGGAAUCGCCCAAUGCCAUCAUUAUUACAUCCACCACUACCACCAUCAGCUCCUACUGCCAAUAAUUUACGCUCCGUCGAGUCGCAGAUACGUGAAGCUAUUCUCAGGACAAAAUCCCAUAAGCGCACUCAACACAACGACACUGUCUUGCCACCCUUUUCCUCUUCUUCCCUUGCUGGCGAGUUUGGUUCUUCAUUACUCGAUGAGCUGGAUCGGAUUACAGCACACCGUGAUGGUUUUAAUGGCUCAAUGGAUCACCUGCCAACACGCUAUACGGAGCGCAUCACUUCCAAAGUAAUCUAUGCCACCGUCAAUGAUCAAUCCACCCAUGAUGAACAACAAUCUUCUACAACAACUGAGUCCUCAAUACCAUUGCAGCAUGAACCCGUGUGGAAAAGUCUCAAGUCAUCCUCGUCACCCAAUCUUGCAGGUUCAAGAUCUAAUACUACUAGUGGAGGCGGUGGUCGGCUCUACAUUAAGGUGAUGGCGGCUGAAAAUUUAGAUUUUCCCAUUGAUAUAGCUGAAACGCCUUAUUUACGCUGUGUAUUAAGCAAUGGUGUUAUGGAAUACACAUCCGAUUACAUGCCAAUGCAUCACACUGUGGAAUUCAAUUGGGACUGUUCAAUCGACGUUAAACCUGAUUCGGAAUUCACUCUGACACUGCAAGUGAGUCGUCGGCCGCCAACAACUGAAUCCAAAAGCCAAUUACGAAGAUUAUUUGGAAAUCACCGAAGGCCAAGAACUGAUAGCAUUCUACGCUACGUCAAUCGACCUGAUGGUGCAAUUGCCCAAACACGUGUGUCAUUUGCAAGUAUCCAGAAACAAUGUCGACGGUGUAUAUGCACAGCUUCAUUUGCUUUGGUCAAUGGAUGGUAUCAAUUUGCAAGAUCAGGGUUGCUUCCCAAACAAAGGAAGGAUGAUGUGCCUGAAAAAGCGGUUGGGAAACUUACAAGCAAGCUAUUUUUCCUACCAGAGUCAUCGUCAGCGGGAUCUUUUCCGAUUACUUUUGAGCAAUGCGAGCAAGGCCUUAAUAUCCAACGAUAUUCGCAACAAUGUUGGCAAACCGGGUACAUGUCCCAAAUAGGAGGUGAUCUCAAGUAUUGGCGACGACGUUAUUACAGCCUACGUGGGUGGCGGCUCUUUUCGUACACCGAUACUAUACAUGCUCCAAGGACAGUCAUUGAUCUUUCGAGAGCCAUCAGCAUUACCGCGGAUAACCGUGUAGUUAGCCCAACAGCAGCCAUCAUUCCCGACAUAGGUAGCGGAGCAGAGAAUGAUCAAUUGACAGCAUCAUCAUCAUCAGCAUCGUCAUCAGCAUCAUCAUUAUUAAUGACGCCGCCACCACCACCGCCACCAUCAUCAUCAUCACAACCGUUACCUAGAGGGGGGAACGCUUUAUCAUUUGUCAGACCAUCUUCAAGCAUCAGUGUUGGAUCGGCGACUACGGCAUCCGAUGAUGAUAUAGCUUCUUGCUCGGUGAAAAACAGCUUCCGAAUCCAUUUUGAAACAGGCGACUCGAUUGACUUUUUUUGUGACUCGGCACUCGAACGCGAAAGAUGGCUUGAUGUCCUUAGCGUCAUUAUCGGCCAUGUCCCCGAAUGGCCCACUUGGAUGACAGAUGAGCAAAAUGACUGUAACAGUAGUAUACAAAAUCAGCCAAUGAUCCACGUGCCCCCAGCAUCCCUCUUUUCUUUAUAA